Molecule: messenger RNA, 849 nt
Organism: Pocillopora damicornis (cauliflower coral)
Lineage: Eukaryota; Metazoa; Cnidaria; Anthozoa; Scleractinia; Pocilloporidae
Product: trafficking protein particle complex subunit 1
Biological process (GO): endoplasmic reticulum to Golgi vesicle-mediated transport
Cellular component (GO): TRAPP complex
Source: RefSeq, a predicted model, not a curated record
AUCUUACAAGAUGGCGGUGUUAACAUUCGAUACGUAAUAUUUUGAACCAUUAUUUAUCGUUAAAGAAAGGAAAUAGAUAUGACCAUCUAUAAUAUCUACAUAUUUGAUCGAAACGGAACUUGCCUUUAUUACGAAUCCUGGAACAGAAAGAAGGAAAGCAACAUGUCCAAGGAAGAGGAAUUCAAGCUAAUGUAUGGUAUGUUGUACUCUAUCAAGUCAUUUGUGGCACGAAUGUCACCAUCUGAGUCAAAAGAUGGCUUUCUAAAUUACCGGACAAGUAAAUACAAGUUACAUUUCUAUGAAACACCAACAGGUCUUAAGUUCAUCUUGAACACAGACUUAAAUGCUGGAAGCAUCAAAGAUGUCCUCUUCAAUAUAUACAGCAAGAUUUAUGUUGAGUAUGUGGUAAAAAAUCCUCUUUGUCAACUUAACGAACCCAUCCAAAGCGAGUUGUUUACCUCCAAGUUGGACUCAUAUAUAAGGAGUUUGACUAUCUUUAAUUGAUAUGAAUGUGUAAUCCAAAAUUAAAAAAAUUGAUUUGAAUUUUAUUGUUCAUUUUCCUUUCUGACAAAGAACUGUUUAACAUAGAGAAGACAUGGAGAACUUUCCUGGUAGAAAACUUGCUCCCAGGACAGGCCAAAACAUUUGUGCUGUUAUUUUGUUAUGAUCAAUGACUUCAAAAAGAAAAACUAAAGCAAACCAUAAAGUUAUAUUACUUCUGGUGUGAUUUCCCUCUUUUGACAGAUUACUCUAAAAUAUUUUUGGGGCUCAUAGUUUUAUGAGUUUUAGCAGAGGCAAUAAGCAAUUUAUUUUUUUCAUUAGUUCCUAUUCAUUAUUACUUUAUUAAUC